Molecule: messenger RNA, 423 nt
Organism: Dicrocoelium dendriticum
Lineage: Eukaryota; Metazoa; Platyhelminthes; Trematoda; Plagiorchiida; Dicrocoeliidae
Source: the annotation of a GenBank genome assembly
UUGCGCUGGCGUUAGAGGUACCUGUACCAUCACUGAACCGAUGCGAUAUGGACCAAAAGAGAGGCCAAACAAGAGAGGGAGACGAUACUUGUGAGCUGAGAAGAAUGAUAGUGGAGCCGAGAGGCAAGAUUAAUCUAGGACAUGAGCUUUCGAUUUAGGUAGGGGGACCAAGCGUACAGAUAAUGAAUCGGACGGAGACCUGAAUCAUGAAACCGUUACUUAUACCAUUGAGAACCUUAAUCGAUGGCAGCCGAUCCUCAGAGGAAGAGAGGCCUUGGCUUGAGACCUAUAGGCAUUUGGAGCCUCAGAGGACUGACUUGGCCAAAAUGUUUUGGAAUGAGACGCACAGAAGGAAAGGUAACCAAAAGAGACCUGGGAUGUUGCGCUGACGCUAGUGAUAACUAUACCGCCAUUGAACUGUUG